Nannospalax galili (Upper Galilee mountains blind mole rat) is the source of this 558-nucleotide messenger RNA. RefSeq names its product histone H2A type 2-C. The record is from RefSeq and is a predicted model, not a curated record. The transcript has a single exon. Gene Ontology annotation, cellular component: nucleosome. Gene Ontology annotation, molecular function: structural constituent of chromatin; DNA binding; protein heterodimerization activity. NCBI's taxonomy places the organism in Eukaryota, Metazoa, Chordata, Mammalia, Rodentia, Spalacidae. Bases 147 to 536 code for a protein of 129 amino acids.
CCAAAUAAGAACCAAUGAAAAGCUGGUUCCUGACUCCACCCCUAGGAAAGCUUAUAAAAGCUUUGGCGUUGGUCGUCCCUUCCUUUGUUGCGGAUUUGUAAGCUGUUUCCAGUAUUUUUCCCUGGUGUGCGCGGUAAACGUAAGUGAUGUCUGGCCGUGGCAAACAAGGGGGCAAGGCCCGCGCUAAGGCCAAGUCGCGCUCAUCCCGCGCCGGCCUACAGUUCCCGGUUGGCCGCGUGCACCGCCUGCUGCGCAAGGGCAACUACGCGGAGCGUGUGGGCGCCGGCGCGCCGGUGUACAUGGCGGCCGUGCUGGAGUACCUGACGGCUGAGAUCCUGGAGCUGGCGGGCAACGCGGCUCGCGACAACAAGAAGACGCGCAUCAUCCCGCGCCAUUUGCAACUAGCCGUGAGGAAUGACGAAGAGCUUAACAAGCUGCUGGGCAAAGUGACCAUCGCCCAGGGCGGCGUCCUGCCCAAUAUCCAGGCUGUGUUGCUGCCUAAGAAGACGGAGAGCCACAAGGCCAAGAGUAAAUAAAGCGGGACGCCAAAACAAAGAC